AUGGAGGCUGAGGCUAGCUAUGAUUUCGUUGCCAACGCUGAAGAUGAACUUGGAUUUAAAAAAGGAAGUCUCUUAAAGAUACUAUGUGUGGAAGACGAUCCUAACUGGUACCUAGCCGAACAGGAAGGCCGAACAGGUUUAAUACCGUGCAAUUACAUCACGAUGCGUCCUCACCCUUGGUACAUCCGACACUGUAGUCGUAUGGAAGCCGAAGAAAGACUUCAAGAAAUCGAUCAAGAAACAGCACAACAUUUGCAACCAGAUGGAGCUUUUAUAUUGCGUCAAAGUGAAGCAGACGGUAAAGGAUUUAGUUUGUCCGUCAAACAAGGUUGUGAAGUUCUUCAUUUUAAAGUACUUCAAGACGAAGCUGGAAAAUAUUUUUUCUGGUUAUCUAAAUUUGAUUCCAUUAACCAAUUAAUUGAUCAUCAUCGAAAGACAAGUAUAUCACGUAAUCGUUUAUUGACUUUGGUUGAUCUUGUCCCGUCUAAGCGUUUCCCUACUAAUGUACGAAAAUAUCAACUUGAUCGAGUUAUAGCCCGGUUUGAUUUCGAGACCAAAGGUGCCGGUGAAUUAUCUUUACAUCGUGGUGAUGUUAUCGAAGUGAUUAAUCGUAAUGAUGAAAAUUGGUGGCGUGGUCGUACAUCCGAUGGACGAUGUGGCCUAUUUCCAUCAAAUUUUGUAGAUGAUUUACCUUCAGUCAUAUAA
This is a messenger RNA of Schistosoma intercalatum, 705 nucleotides long. NCBI's taxonomy places the organism in Eukaryota, Metazoa, Platyhelminthes, Trematoda, Strigeidida, Schistosomatidae. The record is from the annotation of a GenBank genome assembly.